AUGAAGGAUAUCCACGACACAUGCCAAUGGGGUACAGGCGAGCCAUGGGGCGAAAAGCCAACGGAGACGGGUAUGAAGCGAUUGGCGCUGUCUGAUGCAGACAAGACUGCACGUGACUGGUUUGCAGAAACAACAAAGGCACUCGGCUGUGAGGUUACCGUUGACGCCAUGGGAAAUCAAUUCGCUGUGCGACCGGGACUACGGAACGACAAACCACCUACAUUUGCAGGAAGUCACUUGGAUACGCAGCCUACUGGUGGACGAUAUGACGGCAUUCUGGGUGUUACUGCUGGUGUGGAGAUGCUCAGAGUGCUCGCUGACAACUGGACGGAGACCGAGUACCCUGUCGGCGUUGUCAACUGGACUAACGAGGAGGGUGCGCGCUUCCCAAUGUCAAUGGUUUCCAGCGGAGUUUGGGCGGGCUCUAUUCCUCUUGAAACGGCGCAUAACCUUCGCGAAGUUCAUCCUGGAACCGCAACCAUGAAGUCUGAGCUUGAGCGCAUUGGCUACCUGGGGAGUACACCAGCGAGCUACGAGGCCAUGCCAAUGGCGGCGCACUUCGAACUUCAUAUCGAACAGGGCCCACUUUUGGAGAUGGCAAACAAGAAGAUCGGAGUUGUCACUGGAGUGCAAGCUUACAAAUGGAUGACUAUUAAAGUUAAGGGGCGAGACACACAUACCGGAACUACCGAUCUCAAAUCACGAGCUGACGCGCUGCUGACAGCGAGCAAAAUGAUCCUCCAUUCUCAUCGUCUUGCAACCGCCAACGCCGCACUAGCAUCCACGGGUAUACUCAACCUGAAGCCUGGCUCAACAAACACAGUGCCAGGCGAGGUAACUUUCAGCCUCGACAUCAGGGCACCGAAAGACGAGACAGUCGCGAAGAUGAAGGAACUAGUCCUCCGCGACUUCCCCAAGAUCGCUGCAGGCGAAGAUGUUGAAGGCUCAAACCACGGUUGCACAAGCGGUCUUCCACUCAGUGUUGAGAUAGUCGAGGAUUUUGACAGCCCAGCAACCAAGUUCCACGCAGACUGCAUCACGUCUGUCAGCCAAUCCGCGCGCAGUAUUCUCGGCCCUAACCAGUCUAUGGAGAUGACUUCUGGUGCUGGGCAUGAUAGCGUCUAUGCGAGUAAGCGCUGCCCGACGAGCAUGAUCUUCGUGCCGUGCAGAGAAGGUGUGAGCCACAACCCAAGGGAGUUCUGCAAGGAAGAGGACUGUGCACUUGGUGCCCAAGUUUUGCUACAGAGUGUGGUAAGGUUCGAUAGGAUGAGGGAUGAGAGGAGGGUUUCGUGGAAGCAGGAGCCGUACACUCUAUAA
Molecule: messenger RNA, 1317 nt
Organism: Alternaria metachromatica
Lineage: Eukaryota; Fungi; Ascomycota; Dothideomycetes; Pleosporales; Pleosporaceae
Exons: 2
Coding region: 1-1317 (438 amino acids)
Molecular function (GO): hydrolase activity, acting on carbon-nitrogen (but not peptide) bonds, in linear amidines
Source: RefSeq, a predicted model, not a curated record